CCGCCGGAUUAACAGCAACGAUGGGCAACUGUCAACCUACAGUGUUUCCCUAUGAGGAUUUUGAUGUGGUUGCAGACAUCAAGGCCAUCCGCAAAGCCUGCAAAGGGUUAGGGACUGACGAGCAGGCCAUCAUGGACAUCCUGGCAAACCGCAGCUCUUCGCAGCGUCAGGAUAUCAAAGCAGCUUAUUUUGAAAAGUAUGAUGAUGAGCUGGUGGAUGUGUUGAAGAAGGAACUGUCGGGGAACUUCGAGAACGCCAUCCUCGCCUUGCUCGACCCGCCAGUCGUCUACGCCGUGAAGGAGCUCAGGAAGGCCAUGAAAGGACCAGGAACUGAUGAGGACGUCCUGGUUGAAAUCCUUUGCACAGCCACCAACGAUGACAUUGCUAUGUUCAAGGAAUGCUACUUUCAGGUUCAUGAACGUGAUCUGGAAGCUGAUAUAGAAGGCGAUACGAGUGGGGACGUUAGAAACCUUCUCACAGCUCUGCUGCAGGGAAACAGAGAUGAAAGUUACGAGGUGGACGAGGACCUGGCGGAGCAAGAUGCAACUGCCCUGUUUGAGGCUGGUGAGGGUCGCUUUGGGACGGAUGAAUCCACCUUCAGCUACAUCCUGGCCACUAAAAAUUACCUGCAGCUCCAGGUCAUCUUUAAGAUAUACGAGCAGCUUUCUGGAACUGAAAUCCUGGAUGCUAUUGAGAACGAAACAGCUGGGACACUGAAAAAAUGCUACACUGCACUUGUGAGAGUCGCUAAAAACCCGCAGCUGUACUUCGCCAGGCGUCUGAACGAUGCCAUGAAAGGAGCGGGAACCGACGAAGACACUCUGAUCCGAAUCAUCGUGUGCCGCUCCGAGUUCGACUUGGAGACCAUCAAAGACAUGUACCUGGAAAAGUACGACGUGUCUCUGAAGGACGCCAUACGGGACGAGUGCAGCGGUGACUUCAAGCGUCUCCUGCUGGCUCUCUGCCACUAGAAGCUGGAGAAGGUUUCUGUCUAACUAACUAACUACACUCAGUCCCCUUAAGGCAUUAUGUGGGCAGCAAGAGGGGGCUGACGUGAUGAGUAAAUUACAUGUUCCAUGUGUAGCUCAUUUUUUAUGCAUUAUAAAGGCUAAAGUGUAUGAAACUCGUCAAAGUUUUAAUCCUAAUUCUGAUAGGCUUCACCAGCGUUUAUUAAGAUCAUAGAUCUCUUUACUUUAGGAAAAGCACCAAGAUUUCUUUGUUCCAGCUAACCAAAAUACACUGUUUUAAUGGGUGAUGUGAUCAAAUGAUUUAAAGCUUUAUAAGAUAAAAUUAUAAAUGUCAGCCAUGUUUUAUCCUCCGUAUGUCCUCACUACAUUUAUCCAUCUGUUACAAUAUCUUGAUAAAGAACAGUUACUUUUUAAAAAAUAAUUCAUUAUUAGCAUUUUCACCCCCUGCGCCACAAUCUCCUGUUACCCUACACUGCUGCUACGAUUCAUGCAAUCACUCCAUUUGCCUUGAAGUCUCUGUGCUUUAAUGAAGAAAUGUCAACAUUUGUAUUGAAGAACAGUUAAUGAAGGAGUAUUACGAAGAAUAUGCAAUGAAUUUACUUCCUGAAGUGUUUUCACAAACGAUUCCUGAGAGUUUAUAUUUUUAUCAGUUGUAGAAAGAUUGAUUUAUAUUAUGUUUUAUGGUUUUAUCCUGCUCAUCCAGAAUGCUUUGACAAAUCCAUCUACACCUUACCUUAUAUACUUAUUUUGUAUUUUAUUACUAACCGAGGACAAAGUUAAUAUAUAACAUUGUAGGGC
This is a messenger RNA of Nematolebias whitei (Rio pearlfish), 1766 nucleotides long. RefSeq names its product annexin A13 (gene anxa13). Gene Ontology annotation, cellular component: cytoplasm. Gene Ontology annotation, molecular function: calcium ion binding; calcium-dependent phospholipid binding. Bases 21 to 971 code for a protein of 316 amino acids. NCBI's taxonomy places the organism in Eukaryota, Metazoa, Chordata, Actinopteri, Cyprinodontiformes, Rivulidae. The transcript is spliced from 11 exons. The record is from RefSeq and is a predicted model, not a curated record.